AUGUGGAAUUACACCUCUUCGAUACCCGUGGCGCACUACCACCACGACCACCCUCAUAUGAAACCUACCAGGGCUUUUGCGCAUCAAGGUGCUGGAGAUGAUGAUGACAGUGAUAAGGAUGAUGAUAAUAACAAACAAAAUGGAUCAGCUAGAAGGUCUCUAGAGGAAAACAAUAGUCCUUUGUUGCUCUGUAUAGUUGCAGGUGGUAUAGGAGGUGCUAUUGGUGACACCUCAAUGCACUCCUUGGAUACAGUCAAAACAAGACAACAGGGUGCGCCUUCUGUGCCUAGCUAUAGAAAUAUGCUUAGCGCUUAUCGCACCAUAUUCAUGCAAGAAGGUUUCAGAAAAGGCUUAUAUGGUGGAUACUGUGCGGCUAUGUUAGGAUCUUUUCCUAGUGCAGCGAUUUUCUUUGGGACUUACGAAUACUUCAAAAGGAAGUUCAUCGAUCAUUGGAAGAUAAACGAAACAAUAUCUCAUUUAUCUUCCGGAUUUCUGGGAGAUCUGUUUUCAAGUAUUGUUUAUGUACCUUCAGAAGUUCUGAAAACAAGGUUACAAUUGCAGGGAAAAUAUAAUAAUCCAUAUUUCAAUUCUGGAUAUAAUUAUAAAAAUCUGCGUGAUACAGUCAAAACUGUGAUCAAGGCUGAAGGCGCUGGAGCUUUGCUUUUUGGCUACAAGGCGACAUUGGCUAGAGACUUGCCAUUUAGUGCUCUUCAAUUUGCAUUUUAUGAGAAAUGUAGACAAUGGGCUUACAAAGUAGAAAAUAAAGAUAUUAUGAAAGACGAAUUGUCCUUAUCGAGUGAAAUCAUAACCGGUGCUGUAGCCGGUGGCCUAGCAGGUAUAUUGACAACGCCACUCGAUGUCAUUAAGACUAGAGUUCAGACUCAACAGCCCAUAAAUCCUAAUAAAUAUACCUCUUCUGCUAAGCCCGCAAAUUUGUCAAACUCGCUAUUUUUCAGUCUCAGAACUGUUUAUAAAUCUGAAGGAAUCUUAGGAUUCUUCAGCGGUGUUGGGCCCCGGUUUAUUUGGACAAGUGUUCAAAGUAGUAUAAUGCUUUUAUUAUAUCAAAUUGCAUUGAGGGAUCUCAAUGAAUUCUUCCCGAGAAGUGAUAAAAUUAAAUAA
Messenger RNA from Zygotorulaspora mrakii, 1119 nucleotides. It is a transcript of the gene MME1, whose product is annotated as Mme1p. Gene Ontology annotation, molecular function: magnesium ion transmembrane transporter activity. The record is from RefSeq and is a predicted model, not a curated record. Lineage: Eukaryota; Fungi; Ascomycota; Saccharomycetes; Saccharomycetales; Saccharomycetaceae. The coding region runs from base 1 to 1119 and encodes 372 amino acids. The transcript has a single exon. Gene Ontology annotation, biological process: magnesium ion export from mitochondrion.